CCCCCUGUUGGAAUUCCCCGUUCCGUUAUGUGGCGCAUCCUCCCGCGGCGGCGCCCGUUUCCCGGUAAAAAAAAUCUUUCGGUUAAUUCUAACGGUCUCAAUAGGACCCCUCCUCAUAAUUUUACCAUAUAUAUAUUUUAUUAUUAUUAUUAUUAUUUUUGAAGUACGUAGCAGUAGUACUACUGCAUAGCUUUUCUCCCCUAUAAAACGUCCGCAGACCCCUUCUUCCUCUUCACAAACAACAUCUUCCGUUUUCCGUUUACGGUCUCAAAGUAUAGAGAGCUAAACGAACACUAUUUAAUUCGAAAAGAAAUCCAUCCAUGGGAUCAGCUGUGGAGAGUGGGUGGGUAUUAACCCUCUCCCUCGCCGCCACGUGCGGCGGCGUCGUCGCGGCCGACCCCUCUCACCUCCUCGCAGCCACCCUUCUCUUCCUGCUCGCCUACGCCGCCGCCGUCCUCCUCUACUGGGCCGUGCCCGGCGGCCCGGCCUGGGGAAAGUAUCGGCUGAGCAUGCUCCGGCGGCCUCCGGGCCAAUCGGACUUCGCGGCAAUCCCGGGGCCGAGGGGCCUCCCCGUCGUGGGCUCCAUGGGCCUCAUGACGGGCCUGGCCCACCGAAAGCUCGCGGCGGCCGCGGCGGUCUCCCGCGCCGAGCGCCUCAUGGCGUUCAGCAUCGGCAGCACCCGCGCCGUCGUCACGGCCCACCCCGACGUCGCGAGGGAGAUCCUUUCCGGCCCGGCCUUCGCCGACCGGCCCGUAAAAGAGUCGGCCUACGGGCUCAUGUUCCACCGCGCCAUCGGCUUCGCGCCAUACGGCCCCCACUGGCGCGGCCUCCGCCGCGUCGCCGCCGCCCACCUCUUCUCGCCGAAGAAAAUCGCGGCCUCCGCGGCGCAGCGCGCGGCGAUCGCAGCUCAAAUGGUGAGCGCCCUCCGACCGAACGAAACCAAAGAUGCUGACCAUAUUUUGGCGGGUCGAGAAGUUGAAGUUCGCGGGGUGCUUAAGCGGGCCUCGCUCCACAACGUGAUGUGGUCGGUGUUCGGGAGAAGGUACGAGCUCGAGCUCGGCGCCGAGUCGGAGGAGACGGAGGAGCUGAGAGUGUUAGUAGAAGAAGGGUACGAUAUCUUAGCGAAGCCCAACUGGUCGGACCACCUACCUCUGCUGUCCCGGUUCGACCCUCAAAAAAUCCGGUUCAGGUGCUCCCGGCUCGUCCCCAGGGUGAACCGGUUCGUGAACCGGAUCAUUCAGGAGCACCGAGCCGGGAGGUCGUCGCAUGCGGACGCCCCUACGGAUUUUGUCGGCGUUCUCCUUUCUCUGCAGGGAAGCGAGCGGCUCACCGAUCCCGACAUAGUCGCGGUCCUCUGGGAGAUGAUAUUUCGGGGUACGGACACGGUGGCAGUGUUGAUCGAGUGGGUCCGCCGGCUCGUGCUCGACCGGGACGUCCAGGCCCGGGUCCACGAGGAGCUGGACCGGGUCGUGGGCGGCCGGCCCGUGGCUGAGCCGGACCUCGGCUCGCUCCCCUACCUCCACGCCGUCCUCAAGGAGGUGCUCCGCCUCCACCCCCCGGGCCCACUGCUCUCGUGGGCCCGCCUCGCCACGACGGACGUCCACGUGGACGGGCGCCUCGUCCCCGCGGGGACCACCGCGAUGGUCAACAUGUGGGCCAUCACCCACGACCCGCGGGUGUGGCCCGACCCGCUGGAGUUCCGCCCGGACCGGUUCGUCGGACCGGGCGCAGCGGAGCUCCCCCUUCUUCUCGGGUCGGAUCCGCGGCUGGCCCCGUUCGGGUCGGGCAGGCGGAGCUGCCCGGGGAAGCCGUUGGCCAUGGCGACGGUCGGGUUGUGGGUGGCGACGCUGCUGCACGAGUUCGAGUUCCUGCCCCCGUCCGGCGGGACACGUGUCUGCCUCUCGGAGGUCCUGCGCCUCUCCUGUGAGAUGGCCUCCCCGCUCACCGUUAGAUUGAGGCCGCGGCGCACGUUAGCUUAAACCCGUGCAUGCAUAUCGCAUAUGUAUUUGUUGUGCUUUGGUGGUGCCUAAUUUGUAGUAUUAAUGAGCAUUUUUUUCUUUUUCUUUUUUUCCAUUUUCGAAGCUUUUAUGCAAACUCUGAGAUGUGUGAAUAUAUGGAAAGAAAAAAAUAGCGUGGACUAAUUAAUGAAUAUAUUGCAGUACAUUAA
Molecule: messenger RNA, 2167 nt
Organism: Ananas comosus (pineapple)
Lineage: Eukaryota; Viridiplantae; Streptophyta; Magnoliopsida; Poales; Bromeliaceae
Product: cytochrome P450 78A9-like
Molecular function (GO): iron ion binding; heme binding; oxidoreductase activity, acting on paired donors, with incorporation or reduction of molecular oxygen
Source: RefSeq, a predicted model, not a curated record